GUGAUUGUUAAAAUAAUUGUUGAAUAUUUGUGCGUGAAUUAGUUGGUUUCUGUUCUCCUAGAUGCUUCUGUAAAGCAAGCACAGUGGGAUGCUUUUGGUUCAUUUAAUUACUACAUGGUUUAAAUUUACUACAUGGUUCACUAACGAUAUAAGUGUUCAUUUGUAUGACAGGAUUUGGCUACUGCAAUGGAUGAGGAAGAUAUUGGAAAAUUUACUGACGCAGUGAGGGAAUUUAAUAGCAUGACCCGACUGGAUGCAUGGAAGAGUACAAUAUUGCUGAGAGCAAAGGAAGCACUGAAGGCAAAAGAAGACGGUGCAAUGUUCUCAAAACUGAUUACCAUCUAUGAGUAUCAACUUGCGAAAGCACUUGCUGAACCAGUAGAAUAUAUGUUAAAUCCUAUUGCUGCUGAACCAGUUGAAAGUGUUGUUUUAUCUGGAGGAAAUCCUGAUUUGUCUCACUCGACCACUGAUGCUAUCCUCAUAAAGAAAAUUUUAAACUUUGGUCAAGUGGUAAAAGUUAAAAUAUUCACAGAUGAAUCAGGAAAGAGAUCAAAAGGGUUUGCUUUUAUACAAUAUACCUGUCAAGACGAUGCUGUGGUUUUACCCAAUUUGACGCUGAGAAAUUGGUCGCUGCAUUUCCUGUGGUUCACAUCAUGUAGUCUCUUUACUGUUUCCUGGGAACUGCUUAUUGGCAUCUUCGCCACUGCUUUUCCAUGCAAGCUUUCGAACACCUAACCUGAAGGCACGGCUCAACACAUUCCGCGAGGAGUUCCGUGCAGUUUGGCGCAAUUAUAGCGAGAUGUAAAUGAGUGGUCCUAGUUUCAACAUUGGGUUUUGUCCUUCCAUCAUGGGUACACUUUUGCGUGUCGAAGCUGCUCCAUGAUGCCGGCCUUCCUAAGGGUGUUCUCAAUAUGAUUUCCAUAUAUGGUCUUACGGAUGGUGCAACACUUGCUAGUCAUAUGGAUGUCGACAAGAUCAACUAUAACCGGCAAAAUUGUUUCUGAACUGGCUGGUAGAAGCAACCUUAAGCCAGUGACUCUGGAGCUUGGAGGGAAAUCUCCAUUCAUUGUAUGUGAAGAUGCCGACAUUGACAAGGCUGUUGAAACUUCCUACUUUGCUCUAUUCUUUAACCAGUAUAGGUUGGGAUUUAUGAACUUAAAGCCGGGUAUUAUGGAGAACUUGACGAAGAAUGUUGCAAGGAUAGCUUAGGGAUGAUUUGUGCUUGGAGACUAGUGUUUGGGAAAUGCUCGACUCAUUAGGUCCAUUAUCAGCUGCUAGUGUUGUCAGUUUCUAUGUAGUAUCUGUGAUUUAAGUUGGAAGAAUUUGUUAACUGAACUUAGGAGCUUAGAAAAUUUUGAAAGUUUCUAUUAACUGAAUUUAGGGACUUAGUAAGUUUCUAUGUAUUCCCUUGGAAUUUGAUACUGAAUUUGUGUUCUUUUUUGACAUGAAAUGGUUGAAUGUGAUAUGAAUUGAUUGUUGAA
Messenger RNA from Papaver somniferum (opium poppy), 1481 nucleotides. RefSeq lists its product as uncharacterized. Gene Ontology annotation, molecular function: RNA binding; protein binding. The transcript has 11 exons. Lineage: Eukaryota; Viridiplantae; Streptophyta; Magnoliopsida; Ranunculales; Papaveraceae. Bases 187 to 735 code for a protein of 182 amino acids. The record is from RefSeq and is a predicted model, not a curated record.